Entrophospora candida is the source of this 122-nucleotide messenger RNA. Lineage: Eukaryota; Fungi; Glomeromycota; Glomeromycetes; Entrophosporales; Entrophosporaceae. The record is from the annotation of a GenBank genome assembly.
GAUGUGGAAGUGUGAUGAAGGACAUAUUCGUAUUUCACCAGCACCCAUCAAUCCAUUUUUUCCAGUUAAUGGAACAAGAGAUUUUGAUGGUCCAUAUUUUACAGUAAACACUAAUUUAGUAG